UAAAGUUUUUUUAUUCUGAAAAUAUUCCAUAACGACAUAAGGACAGCGAAUCACGUGUAAGAAACUCGUAAAGCGAUUGCGUCAGAAAUCGUGUUAAAAUCCUUGAUUGUACGAAUAUUAAUUGAAAUCAAUUUCAAUAUGGCACACAUUACAACUGGAUUCAUAAGUUCCCUGAUGGUUUUCAUUCUGAUUAUGCGAGGAAAUGUUUCUCGAACAUUACCAGAAGGAGUGAUUAAUUUUAUGAACGAGAUUGAAUGUCAUACAGAAAGUGACUGUUUAGAAAAAAACACUUAUUGUGAUGUUAAUUUAAAUUUAUGUUCACAAUGUCUUAAUUGCAGUAGCAUGUAUUUUAGAAAACAAAAAAAAAAUAUCAUGUGUGCUAAAGAUAUAUCAGAUUGUAGCAUUUGUUUAAAUGGGUAUAUAUAUUCGGAAGAAAUAUUUUUUGGAGGGGAAAUUCGUGAUUUAUGUAUUCCAAUUGAUUAUAAUGACAUUAUAUUACCUACUCCAGCAAAAAUUAGCUCAAAUUCUUUUUUAGAUGAAAUUGGAAUUAUUUUUAUAACUAUUAAUAUAUUUUUGAUUUCUUUAUUGGGUGUUUAUUUUUAUAAAAGAAUUUGGAAAACUAAUUCAAGCAAUGUACCUAUUAUGGAAGAUAAUAUAGAAAGUCUUCCACCAUCCUAUUAUAGCUGUAUGAAAUUAGAUAAUUAUGUUACAGAUGAUGUACAAGAAUUCCAUUUGUUUACUGGUGAGCAACCUCCAAGAAAUGAGUGGAGGCAUCAAAAUGCAGUACCAUUUCGAUUAGUAAACGAUUCUCUAGAAACUAAUAAUUGUAUGGACAAUAAUGAAAAUGUUGAAGAAGUAGAUGGAUCUGGUGUAUUAAGAGUUUUAGAAAUUGAAGAUCCUGAAUUACAUGAUGAAGAAACAAUGGCAAGUAUAUGGACUCCUUCUCCACCACCUUCAUCACCAGAAUUAAUGCAUCACCAAAAUAAUAAUUUACAAAUUUGCCCACCAAUUAAACGCAUAAGACUUGUCCUAAAACCUAGUGAUGAAAAAAGUUGCCAAGAUGAAGAUAAUAAAUGAGACAUUUCUCAAGAUGAUUUUUAAGGAUUAGAUUAUUAAUUAAAGCUCAACUAUUUAAUUUUUAUAUGUUAACUAUAUUUGUGAAUCUAAUAGCAUACUGUGUAUAUUUUUAAGUAAAUUACAUAUAAAGUUAGAAAUUAUAGACUAAGACUAAGUAAUUAUUUUUUUUUUUU
Molecule: messenger RNA, 1250 nt
Organism: Sipha flava (yellow sugarcane aphid)
Lineage: Eukaryota; Metazoa; Arthropoda; Insecta; Hemiptera; Aphididae
Exons: 10
Coding region: 139-1077 (312 amino acids)
Source: RefSeq, a predicted model, not a curated record